Messenger RNA from Aricia agestis (brown argus), 1600 nucleotides. RefSeq lists its product as uncharacterized. Lineage: Eukaryota; Metazoa; Arthropoda; Insecta; Lepidoptera; Lycaenidae. The record is from RefSeq and is a predicted model, not a curated record. Bases 90 to 1373 code for a protein of 427 amino acids. The transcript has 5 exons.
UGUGAACUUGUGAGUUGUGACGAAAUGUUCAAUUUUCGGAAGAUUUAUUCAAAUUCCAUAAGAAGAUAAUAAAACUUUAUAAUAGAAAUAUGUGUAUAAGAAGCAUAUGCAUUGUCUUUAUGUUGUUAUGUGGUACUUUUCUAAUCAGAUGUCACAGACAGAUAGGGCCUGACCCUUGGGACUAUGAAAGUACUACAAAAAAUGAAUUUAAAGAUGAUACGCCACCAGAUCUUAAGGCUCAAGCGUUUAAAAGAGCAUCGACGAUGAACAAUGGUUACGGUGAUUGGUUUUAUAGGCGGUUGUUAGCAAUAGUACUAAAAGGUGGAAAUGUACAGAAGCAAGAGGAUGGAAGCGUUGAGAUAUUAUUGCAAAUGAGAAUAAGUCAAGAACGAUGGAAAAUCAUGGAGGAGUACAUCGUUGAAAAUUCUGCACUAAGUGAAGAUAUGUUUAGAAGAUCUAUCGGUUACAUAGAAGAUUCCAUAUAUAAACCUACGGUAUCUGAGAAGAUUGUAAUGGCCUGGAGUGAAUAUAUUCAGUUUUAUUUAUUUGAAUAUAAACAAUAUAUUACCUGGUGCUUGGGCUGCACGGCGGCAGUGUCAUUAACAAUUUGGCUAUGGAAGCAUAUUUCACACAAACAUGUUCUAAUAUUGGUCUUUGCUUUAUUGUAUCUGUAUGAAGUUUUUAUAUCCUACAAAGAGGCAGAAAAGGAGGAGCUUAAUGCAUUUAUAAAAGCUGUAAACACAUGCAAAUGGCAAAUUUGGACUUCGGAAUGCGAGGUGCCACCUCCUGAUCUGCUAGUGUUCCUCAAGCAUAUGAACCCAUUAAAGAUCGCCAUUAGAAUGUUUUCGACACUCAUAACAGAGCCAAUGCUGACAAUACAUGAAACUGUAAAGAUAAUGGUGGAAGGAUUAACAGAUGGAUUAUUGUAUCCCUUUAACAAAAUAAUGUAUGGAAUAAUAGUUUUAAUUUUUAGUGGAAUGAUAAUGUAUUUAUUGAUUUCAGUCAUGUGCAACUUUAUCUUAAAUAUACCUUUUAAACUUCACCUACCAUUUAUGAAAAUAUUUUUAAGUCAACGUAAAAGAAAUUUAAAUAAUUUUAAUGCCACCCCUUCGAGAAAUGAUAAUGGUGACCGAAUAAGUGGAGAUACUCUGAGACAACUCCUAGAUGUUUUAAAAGAUCGCCAAACAAAUCAAUUAGGGACCCAUCAGGCAAUCACAAACGGUUCAGAAAAGAACAAAAAGUUGAAAAGACUUACUAAAAUGGGUAAUCAAGCUAUGUCCAGUACAUCUAGUUUAACUAAAAAUCUGGGCAGUAAACUAAGUAAGAUUAAAUUUAGACCUAGUCAUAAUGGUAGUGGAGACGCAGGAAAUUAAGUACCAUAAUAAAUGUUAUGAAAAUAUGUAAGCUAUAAAAAAUCAGUAUGUAUUAAAUGAAAAUCUCGAAACUUUCAUGAAGAUUGCUCUCUAAAGUCAAAAAAACCUCUUUUGUACCUAAAUACAUAUUUCAUUCAUAGUAUGUUGGAAAUAGUUAUUGUGAUGAAAGCAAACUGUAACAUCUUUUUUAUGCAAUGUUUUAAAUGUUUACUUAACAUAAACUUCCU